Messenger RNA from Maniola jurtina (meadow brown), 5479 nucleotides. Its product is annotated as molybdenum cofactor biosynthesis protein 1-like. Gene Ontology annotation, biological process: Mo-molybdopterin cofactor biosynthetic process. The transcript is spliced from 8 exons. Bases 107 to 2731 code for a protein of 874 amino acids. The record is from RefSeq and is a predicted model, not a curated record. Lineage: Eukaryota; Metazoa; Arthropoda; Insecta; Lepidoptera; Nymphalidae. Gene Ontology annotation, molecular function: GTP 3',8'-cyclase activity; cyclic pyranopterin monophosphate synthase activity; metal ion binding.
GCGCGCCGACCUGCUCGACGUCGUGCGUGCGUACACUCUCCCCACACAUGGCCCACAACACCACACUCAUGUCAGCCAGCUCGUGCCGUGCGCAGGCCAGUACUGCAUGCCGGCCGAGGGCGUGCGGCUGAGCGCGCGCUCGGCGCUGCUGUCGCGCGACGAGCUGCUGCGGCUGGCGCGCGUGUUCGCCGCGCUCGGCGUGCGCAAGCUGCGCCUCACGGGCGGCGAGCCCACCUUGCGCGCCGACCUGCUCGACGUCGUGCGUGCGUACACUCUCCCCACACAUGGCCCACAACACCACACUCAUGUCAGCCAGCUCGUGCCGUGCGCAGGCCAGUACUGCAUGCCGGCCGAGGGCGUGCGGCUGAGCGCGCGCUCGGCGCUGCUGUCGCGCGACGAGCUGCUGCGGCUGGCGCGCGUGUUCGCCGCGCUCGGCGUGCGCAAGCUGCGCCUCACGGGCGGCGAGCCCACCUUGCGCGCCGACCUGCUCGACGUCGUGCGUGCGUACACUCUCCCCACACAUGGCCCACAACACCACACUCAUGUCAGCCAGCUCGUGCCGUGCGCAGGCCAGUACUGCAUGCCGGCCGAGGGCGUGCGGCUGAGCGCGCGCUCGGCGCUGCUGUCGCGCGACGAGCUGCUGCGGCUGGCGCGCGUGUUCGCCGCGCUCGGCGUGCGCAAGCUGCGCCUCACGGGCGGCGAGCCCACCUUGCGCGCCGACCUGCUCGACGUCGUGCGUGCGUACACUCUCCCCACACAUGGCCCACAACACCACACUCAUGUCAGCCAGCUCGUGCCGUGCGCAGGCCAGUACUGCAUGCCGGCCGAGGGCGUGCGGCUGAGCGCGCGCUCGGCGCUGCUGUCGCGCGACGAGCUGCUGCGGCUGGCGCGCGUGUUCGCCGCGCUCGGCGUGCGCAAGCUGCGCCUCACGGGCGGCGAGCCCACCUUGCGCGCCGACCUGCUCGACGUCGUGCGUGCGUACACUCUCCCCACACAUGGCCCACAACACCACACUCAUGUCAGCCAGCUCGUGCCGUGCGCAGGCCAGUACUGCAUGCCGGCCGAGGGCGUGCGGCUGAGCGCGCGCUCGGCGCUGCUGUCGCGCGACGAGCUGCUGCGGCUGGCGCGCGUGUUCGCCGCGCUCGGCGUGCGCAAGCUGCGCCUCACGGGCGGCGAGCCCACCUUGCGCGCCGACCUGCUCGACGUCGUGCGUGCGUACACUCUCCCCACACAUGGCCCACAACACCACACUCAUGUCAGCCAGCUCGUGCCGUGCGCAGGCCAGUACUGCAUGCCGGCCGAGGGCGUGCGGCUGAGCGCGCGCUCGGCGCUGCUGUCGCGCGACGAGCUGCUGCGGCUGGCGCGCGUGUUCGCCGCGCUCGGCGUGCGCAAGCUGCGCCUCACGGGCGGCGAGCCCACCUUGCGCGCCGACCUGCUCGACGUCGUGCAGGGCCUGAGCGAGCUGCGCGGAGUGCACACGGUGGCGAUGACGAGCAACGGGCUGGCGCUGACGCGGCGCCUGCCCGCGCUGCAGCGCGCCGGCCUCUCCGCGCUCAACCUGUCGCUCGACUCGCUGCGCGCCGAGCGCUUCGAGCGCAUGGCGCGCCGUCCGGGGUUGUCGCACGUGCUGGCGAGCUUGGACCUCGCGCUGCAGCUCGGAUUGCCCUCCGUCAAAAUUAAUACAGUCCUCAUGAAAGGGUUCAACGACGAUGAAAUCUGCGACUUCGUGGAGCUGACGAAGGAUCGGGAAGUCGACGUGAGGUUCAUCGAGUUCAUGCCGUUCGCGGGCAACAAGUGGCAGGACUCGCGCAUGGUGUCGGAGCGCGCGGCGCUGGACGCCGUGCGGCGCCGCCACCCCGCGCUGCGCGCGGCCGCGCCGGCGCCCUGCAGGACUGCCACGAUGUGGCAGGUGCCGGGCUACCGCGGGCGCGUCGGCUUCAUCUCGUCCAUGAGCGUGCCGUUCUGCGGCUCGUGCAACCGCCUGCGCCUCACGGCCGACGGCAACCUCAAGGUGUGCCUGUUCGGCGCGGCGGAGACGAACAUGCGCGACGCGCUGCGCGGCGGCGCGGACGCGGGCGAGCUGGCCGAGCUGGUGCGCGGCGCGCUGCGGCGCAAGCACAAGCAGCACGCCGCGGCGCCGCAGCGCGUGUUCGCGCGCGGCCUGUGCUCGCGCGCGCUCACGCACGUGGACGCCGAGGGGCAGGCGCGCAUGGUGGACGUGGGCGAUAAGCCGGUGACGCGCCGCUCGGCCGAGGCGGAGUGCUUCGUGCGCGUGUCGGCGCGCGUCGUGCGCCUGCUGCGCGCCGCGCGCCUGCCCAAGGGCGACGCGCUGACCGUGGCGCAGGUGGCGGGGCUGGCGGGCGCCAAGCGCGCGGCCGAGCUGCUGCCGCUGUGCCACCCGCUGCCGCUGGAGCACGCGCGCGUGCGCCUCACGCUGCCCAGCGGCGACGGCGGCGGGCGCGUGCGCCUGGCGUGCGAGUGCGCGGCGCGCGCGCGCACCGGCGUGGAGAUGGAGGCGCUGACGGGCUGCGCCGUGGCGGCGCUGGCGCUGUACGACAUGUGCAAGGCGGUGGACAAGGCCAUGGUGGUGGAGGGGCUGCGCGUGGUGCGCAAGGCGGGCGGCAGCUCCGACUGGCCGCCGCCCGCCGAGCCGCUCACGCUGCGCGCGCACGACACCUCGCCGCUCAAGCCCGACGAGACGUACGCGCCCACCGACGUGGUGCACUUCUAGCGCCGACACCUCCAUGCAAUACCCUCGCGAAGCAAAUCUACCUUUAUUCCCCUCACUCCUGUCGAUGGGAGUUUUGAACUUUUCUUCUUUCUGGGAUCAGUGGAAUAACUCAAAUGGAACCGUCUCGCACACUUGAAAUGGUAAACUUAUUUUGCGGUCGCAGGGACACGAGUAGCUAAUAAUACUUUGAACUUUAACAAAAUAGUUUUAAACUUAAACAGUAUAAAUAGAAGUAAUAUAUUGCAUUGAUAAAAUUUUCGCUAUGGUGCUACGAUAAAACAUAAUAUUAUAUUAAAUGUAAACGUAAAUAUUAUAAAAAUUUGUAUUUUUGAUAGUAUAUUUAUAGAAGUAUCUUCUAAGUACACGCUAUGGUAAAGAUGUAAGAAAUAGGCCUCUGCUCUUUAUUUUUUUUAAAAAAAAAAACAGGGAUCGUAAUGUAGGUACGUCUAUCUACAGCUACAAUUUGGAAGUAAGGUUAGGAUGAAAUGUUUUGUGUGUCUAGUCACAAGUCCACGGGUCAGGCUUGGAACCGUGGACUGUUGAAGAUAUAGCGACACACGCGGGAUGCAGCGGCGCGGGGUCAACGCGAUGUCUACACGACAAGUGCACAACAUGCACACAUUAAACAUUUCCAAAAUAUUACUACUUAUAGUUUUCUAUUUACAUAUUAUAUUAUAAUUGAUUAUAGAUUACUAUUAUCGUAAUAAGUAUGUUUUUUGUUUGACCGGCGGUGCGGCGACAGGUGAUAGUUUAGCUCUUUCUCAGGGAUCCGGGUGCAGGCAACACCGUAUGUAGUUAUUCAUUAUUUUGAAAACGCUUUUCUUAAAAUGAUUUCUCUCUUGCUACCUGCGAAGACUCCUUUGUUGGCGAAACUUCAAAGUCUCGAUCACCGCCGUAAGGUCGUCGACUUAUCGGUGUUUUAUAGGAUAUAUUUCGGAGAGUGUGCACACGAACUUUUCGAUCUUGUCCCCCCAUCACCAUUUUACCACGGAACCGCAAGACGUCGGGCGAGUAUCCAUCCUUAUGUUGUCGACAUCCCAUCUACACGCACAAAACGUUUUGCGUCUUCAUUCCUCAUACGCAUGGCUAAGGUUUGGAAUACUCUUCCGCGAUCUGUGUUUCCUACCAAUUACAAUCCGGGUAUCUUUAAAACAAGAGUGAAUACGCACCUUCUAGGUAAACGCGUCCCAUCUUAGACCACAUCAUCACUUUCCAUCAGGUGUGAUUGUGGUCAAGCGCUUACCUUUAGUGAAUUAAAAAAAAAAAUUUAACAUGCACGAUUUUAUUAAUCCUGAGCUGCUCUGCCAAUGUAAAUUUUCCAUACAAGAUAAGUAAAUAUAUUACAUUAAUGAUGUGAUGCAAUGACUUUAUGCAUUUUAUCUUGUUCAUUCCAAAAAGAAACAAUUUAAGGAAAACAAAGAGAUUAACUUAUCUCAAAGACGAGUUAAUUCUUUCAAGGUGAGGACAUAUUAUGACGGAUUUUUUCUUCAGGAAAAAAAAGUUCAGACUCAUAAAUUCAAUAAGUAAAUGUCAUGAUUUUGGUAUUUUAUCACGAAUAUUAAAUACGAUAUCUACGGUGUCUGGACCUCGCCUUGUAUCAUUUAUAUUUUUUAGAUUAAGUAGGUAUAAUAUUGAUUAAAUUUGAUAAGAAUGUUUUGUAUUUUUGUAUUGAUUAUCAUUUUCUUUGUGAUAUAAGUAAAUAGGUAAGUAUCAAAAUAUCGGUGUCAGUUUUUGCAAUCCCAUAAGAGAGUUUAAUGUUAUUAAUUAGCAUACCAUUUUUGGUGUUUUGUAUAUAAGUAACAUCAGUUUAACAAAACAGUCUCUCACCAGUUAUUUAUUUAUGUUGUAGCAAGCGUAGUGCCCGUGGUAGUGCCAUCGUGUCUCGUGAUCCAUGCACAGCUACUCCGGACUGUCACAUACCUAUAUGUCAAUGUAUAAUUUGGAACUAUACUAAAGGAUGCCCGAAAUGAUCAUUUGCAAUUGACAAUGCUCAUGUGAUUGAAGAUUUCAAAUGAUGGGUGAUUCAAGCUCCAAAUGAAGGCGUAUCAUUUGCGCUUGCUUCAAUCUGAUUCUGAAUUGUAUAGAAGAAAGUAAAGUCGCUCGAAAUAUGAUUUCAAACGCAGAUAUAGUUUUUUCUUGCAGUUUUUACCCACAAAAACGAAAAAAACUAGACAUUGGUCCAAGGAAUGUCAUAAACUAAGAUAUCGCUUCACUAAUGAACAUUUACCAAGAACUCUUCAAGAAACAGAGCCGGAUGAUUAUAAAAACGAUUGAUAUUUGCUGUCAUUGAACGUCAAUGCACAGCGCGUCAAUUGCCAUCAAUCAAAAUUUCCAUCAAUGUUCUUCAAAACCGUAGUUGCAAUUGACAAUUGCUCCAAUUCUCUUGGUAAACGAUCAUUUGGCAUUGACAAUGAGCAUCAAUCACGCAAACAUUGACAAUCGCGAUUGAUCGUCUCGGUGGCCCUUUAUGGAAGAUUUUUCAACUGUCAAAUAACAUUUAUCUGAAUAAAUUUUAGAUUUGACGUUUCUAUAGGAAAUCUGUCAAAUGUCAAAUCUAGUAUUUUAUCUUUGGAUUAAAUUUAUUUGAUGAUAUUAAUGAUGCUUGGAAUGUAAUAAUCUGGACUACCCACACACACUUAUGGAACUGCUCGGUGCCUUCCUGCUAAAGCUCCUUCUUUGUUAUUGAUACAUAUUCAAUGUGGUGGGUGUGUAGAAAAAUAAAAUAAAAAUUUUUGUUAAUUUUCAAAA